GUGCGUUUCCAGGCUGACGCUGUUACCUAGAGCAGAGCGAGCUGGACGCGCCACCCGCGGGGCUGGCAGCUGCUUUCAUUUACUAGGAGACACUGUUUCCCCGCGGGAGAGUCCGGGAGCGCGCAGACACACACACGCUCACUGCCACACACGCUCGCACACACGUUCACGGACACACACAUACACACGCGCACACACGCGCUAGCGCGCUCGUUCUUCACAGCUGCAUCCCCAAACCGGCAGAACGAAGCUACUGCGGUUUCUCUUAACCUCGGCAUCGUCGGGCGAAGCAGGGCCAUUGUGCAUCAGGGAAAGCCCGGUGCCUGCGCUGCCGCCUCGGGUACGUAACCCCGGAGACCGUUCACCCCCUCGGCGGGAAUGCUUGCCGACUCCUCUGCAAACUUCUAAGGCUGAGACCCUGAGGAACCCAGCUGGAGAAUGCCGUCUGAACGCUUCCUCAGUAUUCAAGAAAUGCUGACAGGCCAGAGGCUCUGCCACUCAGAAUCUCACACUGAUAGCGUCCUGGCAGCACUGAAUCAGCAGAGGAGUGACGGCAUCCUCUGCGACGUCACCCUGAUUGCUGAGGAACAGAAAUUCCACGCUCACAAGGCAGUCCUAGCAGCCUGCAGCGACUAUUUCCGGGCCAUGUUCAGUCUUUGUAUGGUGGAAAGUGGUGCUGACGAGGUGAAUUUACACGGUGUGACCAGCCUCGGCUUAAAGCAAGCUCUGGAAUUUGCAUACACAGGACAGAUUUUGUUGGAGCCAGGCGUGAUCCAGGAUGUGUUAGCAGCUGGCAGUCACCUACAGCUUUUGGAGCUUCUCAAUUUAUGUUCCCACUAUCUCAUCCAGGAAUUAAAUAGCUUUAAUUACUUGGAUCUGUACAGACUUGCUGACCUCUUUAACCUCACUUUGUUGGAGAAGGCAGUGAUCGAUUUCUUAGUGAAACAUCUCUCUGAGCUCCUGAAGAGUCGCCCUGAAGACAUUCUAACGCUCCCUUAUUGUCUGCUUCAGGAGGUCCUGAAGAGCGACCGCCUGACCUCCUUGAGUGAAGAGCAGAUCUGGCAGCUAGCUGUGAGGUGGUUGGAACACAGCUGCCAUUACCAGUACAUGGAUGAGCUCCUGCAGUACAUCCGCUUUGGCCUGAUGGAUGUGGACACUCUCCAUACAGUUGCCCUGUCCCACCCCCUCGUCCAGGCAAGUGAAACCGCAACAGCACUUGUCAACGAGGCCCUGGAGUACCACCAGAGCAUCUACGCACAGCCCGUGUGGCAGACUCGCAGGACCAAACCGCGCUUCCAGUCAGAUACUCUGUACAUCAUUGGUGGGAAGAAGCGUGAGGUCUGUAAAGUCAAGGAGCUUCGGUACUUCAAUCCCGUGGAUCAGGAGAACGCCCUCAUAGCUGCCAUUGCCAACUGGAGCGAGCUGGCCCCCAUGCCCGUGGGAAGGAGCCACCACUGCGUGGCGGUCAUGGGGGACUUCCUGUUCGUAGCAGGAGGGGAAGUCGAGCAUGCCAGCGGCCGGACGUGUGCCGUGAGGACUGCCUGUCGCUAUGACCCCCGCACUAAUUCCUGGGCGGAGAUAGCACCCAUGAAAAACUGCCGGGAGCAUUUCGUUCUGGGAGCCAUGGAUGAGUACCUCUAUGCGGCUGGGGGCAGAAAUGAACUGCGCCAGGUUCUGCCGACCGUUGAGCGAUAUUGCCCCAAGAAGAACAAGUGGACUUUCGUCCAGUCCUUUGACCGGUCCCUCUCCUGUCACGCUGGCUAUGUGGCUGAUGGUCUUCUUUGGAUAUCAGGUGGAGUAACUAACACGGCACAAUAUCAGAACAGACUAAUGGUAUAUGAACCUAACCAGAAUAAGUGGAUGAGCCGCAGCCCCAUGCUGCAGAGGCGGGUCUACCAUUCCAUGGCUGCUGUUCAAAGGAAGCUUUAUGUUCUUGGAGGCAAUGACCUGGACUACAAUAACGACCGGGUCCUUGUGCGGCAUAUAGAUGCCUACAACAUGGACGCUGACCAGUGGACGCGCUGUAAUUUUAACCUGUUGACUGGCCAAAAUGAAUCUGGAGUUGCCGUCCAUAAUGAGAGAAUAUAUUUAGUAGGUGGAUAUUCGAUUUGGACGAACGAGCCUCUGGCUUGCAUCCAGGUAUUGGAUGUGAGUAGAGAAGGCAAAGAAGAAGUAUUCUACGGGCCUACACUUCCUUUUGCUUCCAAUGGAAUAGCAGCAUGCUUCCUCCCAGCUCCGUAUUUCACAUGCCCUAACCUUCAAACUCUUCAAGUGCCUCAUCACAGGAUUGGCACCGUCUGAAAAGCCAGUGCUGUCUUAACAACCAUCAUGAACACGAGGAAGAAAAAGGCCUGACUUUUGGAUACUGGGCAUGAAAAUACUCAGUGCUCAAUGCUUCCUUGUUUUGUUUUCUAGAUCUUCUAUUCAGAAAACAUUAGCAAAAAAUGAACAGUUUUCUAAAAUACACAUUAUUGAAAACGCUUGUCACGCUUCUCAGUGUGUGUCAAUAUACAGUACAAUAUGUAUGACUUUUAUGGUGGUGUAGCUUAGUGCUAACUUAAUGGUCCAUGGAUGUUUUAAGCAUUCUUUGUACACUUUGUCUAAACAGUGCUGUCCAGGACAUUACCCUCUUAGUAAGGCAGUUUAUUUCACAAGUACUGCCAUCAAUGAUCUUAAAAAAAAAAUUGUCAGUACUUAAUCUCUUUACUACUUAAGCCUGGGAUUGUAAUAUUUCUUUUAAAAAUUUAACAUUAUACAGCCCUGCUGUAUAAGUAGAGACCCAUCAUUAUGACAUCAUAAAUUUUUAAAUGCCAUAUUUUAUUCAAGGUAAUACAAAUAAUAGAAGUACACCGGAACAGCAGAUGGAAUACCCAGAUUUUUCACCUUGGUUGCUCUGUUGCCUUGGGCCGGGAGCUUAACUUUACAUUGCUUCAGUUUUCUCACUUUUUAAGGGGGGCAAUUAUUGAUUUCCAUAUUAAUUCAGAAGAAUGUUGUAAGGAUUAGGCAAAUGCUCUGAAGUACUUUGCCUAAGAAAAAAAAUGUCACUCAAAUUACAAGGUAUUUUACUGUUUUAGAACCUUGAAACUGAAAAAGAUUAUUUUUGAAGUUUAAAAAUUACUAGAUAGAACUUGGAACACAAGCUAUGAGAUAAAUGGUUCUGAAAAGCAUGUGAAAGAGACAUGCUAAUUAUGAAAAAGGGAGUUUACUAAAGCCAAAGAUUCCUAAACUUGUACAAACACUUGCCUCAAAUAAUAAGUCUCUCAAACAUUUCAUCUAAGCUCAUUUAGUGAAAAAUGACAUUUUAAAGCUCAAAAAAAAUUAGUUGUACUAAUUUCGGUACCAUAAAGUGCUCUGACAUAAAUUUGAACCUAGUAUCAGUAGUUCUAAUAAAAGUUUUUCCACUUUGUUAAAGGUUAUGUCAAUCUUGAGCGCUUGUGGGAUUCUUCUCUACCACCAAUACAUAUUUUAUUACUACCAUUUUUAAUAAUGCAUGAGAAUUUUUUUAGGCUAGGUUUUUGGAUUUGCUUUGUCUAUAACAAAAAAUAAAAAAUAAAACAACUCAAUAAUUGUAUUUGAACAUAAAUUCAACAAGUAUAACAUGAGUUUUUCCCCUUAAUCUUGUUAGGAUAAGUCACCUUUAUUAAAAGGAAGAUUUUACUUUUUUUCCUUAGUUUAAUCAUUCAGCAAGCCUUGUCUUAAUGGGAAAUUGUCAUUUUAUUCAUGUAACCACUUUUAGUAAUCAGAAGUGAAUAAAAAAAUAUUUUUUAUCCUAAAUAUAGAAUUCACUAACUUUAUAUAAGAUACCUAAAACAUUAAUUAAAAAAAAAUAUAUAUAUAUAAAUAAAACUUUUGGCUAUUUAGAUUAAAGGCCGGAGGGGGGAGACUAGGAGUAAGAAAAAAAAUGGUAAAUUUUUAAAAGAAUAGAUUUUGUUUACACAAACAAAAAGCCUUAAGAGUAUUUGUACAGUUCUGAAAAGUGAAAAUUGAUAUUGAUAAUUGAGAUUUAGAAGGAAAACAGAGAGUUUCUUUAAAAGGUAUAAACCAUCUAAAUUACAUUUUUAAAAUGCCUUACCAUGUCAGGAAAAUGGACUCCAGCGUUUCAGAAAUCUUUUCAACAAGGACCUAAACAAGAAUUAUUUCAGAUUUACUAAAAUUUCUACUUGACACACAGAUUUUCCAUCCAGCAGUUUUACCUUAUAAAACAAUCUAUUUUUAAUCACAGACUCUCUACCCAAUUAAUGAAAGGGAAGUUCUAAAAGUGAACUUGCUUGAAUGACAAAUGGAAAGGCAGCCUGAGAUUAUUCUAAUUUCUGUGCAGACUUCUAACUAUUCAUUUAAAACAAACCAGUAUAUAUUAUCAAACCUCUCCUCAGUGAACUUUAAUGUAUUAUUCAGUAAUAUUACAGAAUUGAAGUCAGAAUUUUUAAAAGUUUUACAUAGUUUUCAGAAACACUUAUAAUUAUAGACAAAGAACAGCAUCCAAAGUA
Molecule: messenger RNA, 4487 nt
Organism: Balaenoptera acutorostrata (minke whale)
Lineage: Eukaryota; Metazoa; Chordata; Mammalia; Artiodactyla; Balaenopteridae
Gene: KLHL32
Product: kelch like family member 32
Exons: 11
Coding region: 439-2301 (620 amino acids)
Molecular function (GO): protein binding
Source: RefSeq, a predicted model, not a curated record